CUACCUAGCUGAGGCCGAAUUCAAAGAAUUAGAGCCGGUGCUUAAAUAUGAUAUGUUGUAUUUCUGGCUUCCUAUUUCAAUACAUUGUAUUCUGCUGAAGAACAUACAUUCACAGUCAAUACAGACAUCAAAGAAUCUAUGGUGGAAUACAUUGAUUCGGGAUGGCAUGGACAGGAGAGAUUUAAGGAAGGAUGAUGAUGGCUUCUGGGCUAUACGGGGUAAACGGAAUAUACCAGAGGAAACUAGAAUGCUUAAAGAAGAAACUUAUGGAAAUGUUAUAGAGAAUCAAGACAUAGAUGAAUAUUCUGAAUUUUCACAGGAGGACCUUGAUAAACUACACAAGGAGUUUCUUGAUAUAAUCAACAGUUUACUACAGGAUUAUCCUGAUGAAGACCCAGUUGCGCUCCUUGAAAGGGCAUUUGAAACUGAUGCAAUUGAAGAACCAGAAAAGCGUGGUAUGAAACCAUAUGCCCUGUUAGAGGCUGUAAAUGGUAAACAAGCAUUUGUUAAACCAAAUGGUCUUUUUUCAUCAAUUAAAGGGAAAAGAAAGAUGAAGCCCAAUGGCUUAUUUGGAGCUGUUGGUAAACGUACUAUGAAGCCCAAUGGACUGUUUGGAGCAAUGGGGAAAAGAUUGAUGAAGCCAAAUGGGUUGUUUGGUUCAUUAGGAAAACGAAGUAUGAAACCAAAUGGACUCUUUGGAUCCCUAGGCAAGAGAAGUAUGAAACCAAAUGGACUCUUUGGAUCCCUAGGCAAGAGAAGUAUGAAACCAAAUGGGCUUUUUGGAUCCCUAGGCAAGAGAAGUAUGAAACCAAAUGGGCUUUUUGGAUCCCUAGGAAAGAGAAGUAUGAAACCAAAUGGGCUUUUUGGAUCCCUAGGCAAGAGAAGUAUGAAACCAAAUGGGCUUUUUGGAUCCCUAGGAAAGAGAAGUAUGAAACCAAAUGGGCUCUUUGGAUCUCUUGGAAAAAGAAACAUAAAACCAAACGGACUGUUUGAAGCCCUUGGAAAAAGAUUUCCGCAAUUAAGUGAAUUGUACUCUUUAAGUUUAAAGGGAAACUUCAUCAAGCCAAAUAGUCUUUUUAAUGUUCAGAACAAAAGAGGUUUAAAACCAAAUGGUAUGUUUUCCGCAAUGGGAGGAAAGCGCCAUUGGUCACCAAUGAAGAAAACACUGAAGCCCAAUGGGCUAUUUUACAGCUUAAAGAGAUCAGAUGAUGAUUUGUUUGACCAUGAGUAUUACGAAAUCCUUGGAUUUGAAGAACCUAAUUACGAAGAAGAUGAAGAUGAAAAUCAAGUUGAUCAUGAAGUUGAAGAUGAAAUUGAACAUGAAGUUGAAGAUGAAGAUGAAGAUAAAAAUGAUGAAGAAACUGAGAAUGAUAAUGGAUAUGAUCCAAUGCCAGUAAAGAAAGCUGAAGAUCCAAACUUCUGGGCAGUUAGAGGUAAAAAAAGUGAAGAUGAUUUCUGGGCUGUUCGUGGUAAGAGGUCAGAGGAAGAUCCAGAUUUCUUUGCAGUUCGUGGAAAAAAAGACACAGAGAGUUCUAGAGGCUCUGAUCUUAAGUCAAUAGAUGCAAAUGAGAUGCAAGGCCAGGGUCUGAACACUGAUCACUGAUCCUGUUUGCGAAAUAUGUCUUUAAUGUAUGUAGGCUGGUUGUGUUACCUAGUAAUAAUGGGAGAGAAUAUAUCAGUUUAACUCCCCUGCUCUAGGGGUCUGUUUUAUACAUUAUGAACACUGUGAUAAAUAUUUUCAAUCUGCGAAUGAUGAGGACAGGGUUUAGCCAUUUAACGCCAUGUUGUCGUUUAGCUCCUGGAAGCUUUUUCUGUAAAUAAUUAUCCUUUGUUAUGGUUUACCUGUUCUAAUCUCGCUAGAGGCUGGGGUUGGUGGUAUUUAUUAUCAGUAAUAAAGCGUGUUAUAAAAAUUA
This is a messenger RNA of Eurytemora carolleeae, 1913 nucleotides long. RefSeq lists its product as uncharacterized. The transcript has 6 exons. The record is from RefSeq and is a predicted model, not a curated record. Bases 53 to 1603 code for a protein of 516 amino acids. NCBI's taxonomy places the organism in Eukaryota, Metazoa, Arthropoda, Copepoda, Calanoida, Temoridae.